UCCUCUUCAGGGAAUCAAGAAGGAGGGAGCAGCUCUGCCCUGGGAGGCGUUGGUGGCACAGGUGGUGCCUGGCUGCUCUUCCUUCCUGUGCCAGCGCUCAAUCUGGAGCCAGAGGCUGGAAGACCUUGGAACACCUCGUCUUCUACCAGGCCCUCCCCAUGGAAACCCAUGAAUGUUUGCCAGCACCUGGUCCAGAGUCCAGCAAGGCUGUCCCGCCUUCAAAGAACACAAGAGACAGCCUGCUACCCCCUGGGAAAGAGACCCUGCGAGAUGCAAGCCUUCAGAAUCUGGGAUGUCAACCAGAAGACCUUCUACCUGCGAAAUAACCAGCUAGUUGCUGGAUACUUGCAAGGACCAAAUACUAAAUUGGAAGAGAAGAUAGAUGUGGUGCCCAUCGAGCCCCAUGCUAUGUUCCUGGGGAUCCAUGGGGGGAAGCUGUGCCUGGCCUGUGUCAAGUCUGGUGAUGAGAUCAAGCUCGGGUUGGAGCCGGUAAACAUCACUGACCUGAACAGCAGCAAGGAGGAGGACAAGCGCUUCGCCUUCAUCCGCUCCGACAGCGGGCCCACCACCAGCUUCGAGUCGGCCGCCUGCCCCGGCUGGUUCCUCUGUACCGCACUGGAGACCGACCAGCCCGUGGGCCUCACCAAUACUCCUCAAGAUGCUGUCCAGGUCACCAAGUUCUACUUCCAGCAGGACCAGUAGCGGUGCUGUUCAGCAUCCCUUGCCUCCCACUCCCAGCACAUCUAUGACUCCAGAGAUGCCUCUCCCUCCCAUCCGGGGGUUCGCCAUGGUUGCAGUGAGCGCUCAGCGGGGCAGCCUUGGCCGGGGGUGGGGGCAGCCCUCGGAAGGAGGUACAAGAGCCCUGAGAACAGCCUCCUCUACUUACCCAGCCUCCACGAGGCCUCCGCCAGGUCUUUCUAAAGUGCACAUGGGAUCACGGCCCCGAUCAAAGCCCUCAGGGUCGCCUGUACCUUCAGGGUAAAGUCCAGGCACCCUGGCCAGCCCCAGCCCCUCCCUCACUUCCCUUCCAGGCCCCAGAGCCCGCAGGCCACUCGCUGACCUCCCCUCAAGGGGCUCCCAUCCUGCUAUUUGCAAACUGGUGCUUUUCCAGGGGCAAGAGUUUUAGGCUCUGUGGCAAAAUGGAAAACAAGUGUUUCCUGGUUUUUUGUUUUUUUUUUUUUCAUUAAGCCAGCUUUGAGAGAGAGUCCUUUAUUUGGAGAUGAUGUUCUUUCUGGAAGGGGGUAGAAGAUUAAAUAUCCCCUUGUUUAGGAAUUGAUGGUGAAAGGAGGUGAUAGCUUUUCCUCUUUGUCUUUCUUGUUUUUGUGAUGCCCUGACCUGUAAAAAUGAAAAGUUAGUGGACUAGGUUGGUCCCCUAGUGUUUUUCUUUCUGGAACAUUCCUAUAAGUCUAGACCGCUCCCCGGCCCAGGCCCUGAGCGCCCUGUCCACUGCAGACCUCCUGCAGCUGCCUGCAGUGCUGUCCCCUUCCCUGCCCUCCCGUCAGAAUCCCCCAGCUCCCAAGACACAGCACAAAUGUGGCUUCUCCAGACCUCCCAGGAGGAAUGAAUCGCUCCUUGACCAUUUUAGCACUUCCGACACCCUGAGACUUGUUUGGAAGAUGUUGUGCCUCUGUCUGUCUCCCCACCAUCCUGUGAGCCCCUGAGAGCAGGGACCUUGACCCGCCCCCGCCAUGUCUUAGGUCUCUGCAGGGCCAAGCACAUGGCCUGGCCCUCAGUAGGUGCCCUCAGUGAACGUGUGUUGUAUGUGUUGAGUGGAAAGUUUCCUACUCCCUGUGACCUGAGCUUUGUUUUACAAUAAAACCUUGAAAACUUGAAAACUCA
Delphinapterus leucas (beluga whale) is the source of this 1839-nucleotide messenger RNA. RefSeq names its product interleukin 1 receptor antagonist (gene IL1RN). Gene Ontology annotation, molecular function: interleukin-1 receptor antagonist activity; interleukin-1 receptor binding; cytokine activity. The record is from RefSeq and is a predicted model, not a curated record. Gene Ontology annotation, biological process: negative regulation of interleukin-1-mediated signaling pathway; inflammatory response to antigenic stimulus. NCBI's taxonomy places the organism in Eukaryota, Metazoa, Chordata, Mammalia, Artiodactyla, Monodontidae.